UUAGACGCGACCCGUGGUUGGCUCUCUCAACAAACACAACCUCGGACCUGCGUCUUUGUGGGCUUGCCGUGGCUGGGCAAUUUGUAUGCACUCCUGGCUGAAACAGAGAAUGCUCAUGUCAUAUUCUGCAUGUCACGUCGAUGCUUCAAACAAGACAGUCGACGCCCUCCUGCCCGUCUGCAUCUUGCCCUGUCCUGUGGCUGACCAGGGCCCGCUCGACCUGAUCAGAGAUCGGCCCAGAUCUGAUCAGAUGGCUGGAUGGGUGCCAUCAACCAUCCUUUUUUUACCCAAAGGCGCGCUUGUUCAGCCCUCAUCUGCUGCUGGACAUGAACACCACACUGUCCUGCUUGUGGAAGGGGGCUUGCCUCGCCUCGGCCAACAGCCCUUGGGUCCCCGAGGCCCACAGAGCCGUGGACGAGGACGGCCAUCAGGUCCCCAGAGAGAGAGGGGGAGAGAGAGCCCAUAGUCCUUGCGUCUCUGUUGUGUCAGGCCCAGCCGACCCAUCCCCUUUGAGCACAUUCCCACGGCCUGGAGAAGCAACCUCCCUGGACAGGUACCUUCUGCUACUACCUAUGCUACCACCUCACGAUGCCCGCCAGACGUCUGCCUCGGCCGUCGCCAGGGGUUGCCGCGCUGCAGAUGCCAGGUCUGAUGUGAUCUGAUCUGACCUUAGUCUGCCGCCGGUACUGUAAUCCCCGUGGCUGUGCUUUCGGGCCUCCCCUCUGUUCGCACUUCCCGCGCCUUUAUUACACGAAACCCCUAGACAGCCGGAAUGGACCACGGCCCACUAGGCAUCAGGAUCCCAUGUGCCGUAGCGAGGCUGAUCCUUCAACUCUGCUAGGCUGGAUAGGAGGCUCCGAAGGCUCGCCUUGAGCAAUCCCUCAGAUCCACGAGGCUAUUGGUGUCUUGCCGACCCUCUGCCCCCUUCUAUCGGCCGAGAAAGAUGGAUGACUACCCUGCCUCCCCCCGUUGUGCUUUCUGAUUCUUCCACACCAUCCUCCAUACGAGCCUCGACUACCCUUCGUGACGUAUGUGUUCCCGCCAGCCUCAUCUGAAUAAGCAGAACUCCCAAGCUCCAUUUACUGCCGGGCCGUACUGGAGUCCGUGUUCUAUCCCCUCCUCCUCACCAACUCUUGAAUGCUUGGCAACGGCUUCGAGGGCACAUGCCAGUCCCAGGAUGGGCAUGAUGCAUCAUCCCGGCACUCACAUUCUCUCGAGAAAUGUAGUCCCGAGGCCAGCAUCCAGCCUUCGUGCCUUGCCCCAUAGGAAGGUCACCCCCGAUACUAUCGACGACGCCUAUGCCCAGUUCAUCCUCUACUGUAACCCCGGUGUGCCGCCAGAGACCGACACCACGGUCUUGCGAGACGCCUUCAAGAUCCCGCCAAAGAGCGGAGGCAAGUCAUUCAGUACAUACACCUUGUUCGAGUUGAUAGGACUCUUCCAGAGCAAGGAGAUCAAGACCUGGGCAGAUUUGGCAUUACAACUUGGGGUGGAGCCUCCGGACCAAGACAAGGGACAGAGCGCGCAGAAGAUCCAGCAGUAUGCCGUCCGCCUCAAGCGGUGGAUGCACUCGAUGCACAUUGAUGCCUUCUUCGACUACCUGAUGGGUAACCCUCACCCGUACUGGACAGAUAUCCCCACAGAUCCCAACCCAGUCCUGGAAGAAGGCCGCGACGGGGUAGCAGCAGAGGACGACAUGGCCCUACGGUCGUUGAUGCCGCAAAUUAGACCCCGCAGGGGUAGGAAGCGACCGGAGAACGAAGACUCGAGCAGGUCGCCCUCGCAGAGACCUCGGACCGAAAGUGGUGGUGAAGACCUGGGCGGAGCGGGGGGCGGCGGAGGCGGCAUCCAGCCACUUGAACUCUGGCCUGCUCAUCCGGGAGCAGCAACCGGCCAGGCGGUCUUCCCCUCACCGUCCCAAGACCAGUUCGCCCGGCUUAACUUGAACAUGGGGGCUCCGGGAGCUGCCUGGGUGGGCGAGAACUUCACCCAGACCCCUUUAACAGCACAGUCCUACUCAGCAAUGACGGCUUCACCGGGGAACGGGUUCUGGCCCGGCCAGUCUGUGGAUACUAAGCCCGCAGCCGCUCCCAGCAAGCCUAAGGCAAACAAACGACAUGGGGCCAAGGUUGUGUCUUCGGCAUGGAGGAGCGGCGGUCCAGGAGGCCCGGGAAAGACACGCGGAAGACCGCCCCUGAACCGCCAAAGCACAAGUUCUACUAGCGAAGCCUCCCCCUUCCAUGCGUUUCCUGCCCAGAGCAGUCCCACAUACGAACAUGUGUCUCCACAUGUGACACCCAAUAUCACGACCGCAGUCUUGGCCGCCAGUCCGAAUCAUCCUGCCGCAUCACUGGCUCCCGAGCCUCAGUCGAACCUGAUCAUGAACCAGCAGCAGCACUCUGCCUUUGAUGCGUCGAUGCAGGAACAAUCCCAUCCACGGACUCUGAGAUCCGCCCGGAGCCGCCUUUCAUUGCAAGUUCCAGAGAGAGCAGGCGCCGAGGUCAGGCUUGCAUCCCCGCCAGGAAGCACCGGGCCACCGCCCGUGGUGAUGCUAAAUGGCAGAGACAUGAGAGCCCAUCACAAUACUAAUUACGGUGCAAUCCCACAGAGCACAGAAGCCCUGGUCAUGGAAGCGUUCGGCUCAGCAGACCAGAAUUAUAUCCCUCUCCAGCAGCAGCCGCCACAACCCCAGCACCAACAGCAACAUCAACAGCAACAUUAUCAGCAGCAACCCCAGCCAGUUGUGGCUACAGCGGUAUCUCAAAAUGACGCCCUCGCUUAUGCAACUGCGGCCCAACAAUCCCACCAGGUUCAAGGCUCGUCGUCCCAGCAUCAAGCAGCAGCCGAGGACCGCAAGGGGGUCCAUUUCUCAGACCCCAAUGACCGAACAAACCUCGACGCCCUCGAAUCCUUCUUCAUAUACGAUAUAGUAGGAGCAGACUGGUUCGAUUCAGCCGGUGCUCGGAUACCGCCGUGCAGCGUCGAUGAGGCCGCGGGGAUAUACCAACAAGUGAUAGAAGACGUCAUGAACGGCGCGGCCAGCAAAGAGACGUUCCUGAUCAACGUGGCAGCGCUGAUCGGCGGUGGUCUGCUGAGGAGCGGCAGGAAUGUCAAGGUGCACAAGACGGUGGGCGGGGACGGCUCCAGCGUGUACGACUGCAACUGGGAGCUACAGGUAGGGGACGUCAAGGGCGCCUACAGCAUCCGCGUGGCGCUGCCGCACGGCAAGUGGAGGGGAUACAGGAGCGGCAGGGGCAAGGUCAACACAUAUGCCCACGGCGCAGCGGGGGCUGAUGAAGACGCCGAGGGGGAGGACGACGACGACAUCGACGGCGCGCAGGUCGACCAAGAGGCCAAAUGGCAGAGGAAGUACCGUGACCUGCUUGAGAUCGUGCAGCAACAAAAGUCGGAGCUGAGUGAUAUUAGAAAGGGCAUGUUGGGUUUGCUCCAGCAGCCGCGAACAUGAACCCCUGGCAAGCUUGGCAUUUCUCACCGCAGGGGUGGCACCGCCGGGUAGAUACGACGCAAGGAUGAGCCCCCGACACAUCAAGAGACCGGGUGGGACAAAACUGUACAGGGCCACGAAAGGCACGGCAAGGCACUUGUCAGCUUGGAUACAGUUCAAAAAGGUUGGGAUAGAGCGAGGAGUCUCUGAGGAAAGGCGUUUUGUUUUACAUUGGACCGGGCUGUGUGUUAAUGAUUUUUGGAUUUGUAGAGCGCGUUCGGUUUGGAUGCCUGGAUAGAUCGAUGCCAGUGGUGUGUUUUAGCUGUUGAGAUACCAUAGCGAUUUAUUCUUGUCAUACAAAGCAUUGUGGCGUGCUGGCGACCGAUAGCAUAGACACACAGGGUAGUCUGUCUUGUUCUGCAAGGAGUUUGUUAUGCUCUUUCGGAGAUUAAUGUCUUUGUUCACGCGUAGGAAACUAUUAUUCACCGGUGUAUGACUUCCUACAUGUACACUACCUCGAUACGCCCGCGGUGCGAAAAAGGCUGACGGGUCCAUUACUCUCCCCGUAUACCUUCUUGUCUUUAUCCAUUCG
Diaporthe batatas is the source of this 4037-nucleotide messenger RNA. RefSeq lists its product as uncharacterized. The record is from RefSeq and is a predicted model, not a curated record. The transcript is spliced from 2 exons. NCBI's taxonomy places the organism in Eukaryota, Fungi, Ascomycota, Sordariomycetes, Diaporthales, Diaporthaceae. Gene Ontology annotation, molecular function: DNA replication origin binding. The coding region runs from base 1031 to 3466 and encodes 811 amino acids.